This is a messenger RNA of Kickxella alabastrina, 873 nucleotides long. RefSeq lists its product as uncharacterized. The transcript has a single exon. NCBI's taxonomy places the organism in Eukaryota, Fungi, Kickxellomycota, Kickxellomycetes, Kickxellales, Kickxellaceae. The record is from RefSeq and is a predicted model, not a curated record. Bases 69 to 794 code for a protein of 241 amino acids.
UCUUUUCUUCUCUUUUUUCUUAUAAAUUUGCAAAUUCGUCACCGCUCUUAUUUUCCAAACUCUCAUUUAUGAAUUCCCGUUAUUCCACGCGGCUGUUAUUAACAGCAGCUCUGGUACUAUUUCUGAUUUGUCCUGGUGUGUUCGGCAACACUGAAAUUCGACACUUUAGACCUCCUGCUAUCAAUACAGACAGCCAGUUCCAUGUGCACCAGUCGGAGAUAAAACAGCAGCUAUCACGGCUAAUCCCUAGACAAGUUCUACUAUCAUCGCCAUACACAUCGACUGGAACCGAGCUGAUUGCCAGCCUGCAGAGCGUAAACUCAACCCGCCAGGACAGAGAGCGGUGGUACUGUUUGGCAGACCUAGAGUCGAACGAAUCCUACGAGCUGCGCGUAUCGUAUGCGGCGACCAUGCCUACGGACUUUACUAUUGAGAUAUUCACCAUUGGUCAAAUGGCAAAAUUGCACGGUGUGGCUGUGGACGCGUUUGAUGCAAAUUCGUUGGAAAGCCGGGGCAUUCCGAAUACAUUGACUAAUGGCGCGAGGUUGACCAUGUACGCCAAGGUGACGGCGUCGUAUUCCGGUGUGUCGGUGGUUCCCAGAAUGGAGGACCGCCGUGUACCUUAUGUGUUUGUGCUCGAGAAGCACGUUCUGGGGCUUCCGAUCCAGGCGAUCAAGCUUAUUGCCGUUUUGGUUGUCGUUAUUGCGUUCAGCUUGCUCUGGGUCACGCCGCGCAUUUUGGCCAAGAUCAAGGCUGUGCUUGCUGAAGAAACAGUGUCUCCAAAGCAGGAUUAACCAGGGUGUACUUUGAAUCUAUAUGGUUUUUUUGCAAUAUGUAAUUAUAUUGAUUAUAAAAUAAAAAAGAACGGUGCGU